AUGGUGCUCUGCCGUGUCCGACUGAACUGUCUGGACCACUAUCAAGCAUAUCCUGGACCGCUCGACCCUCCACUAUGGGGUGAUCCUUCAUUGCUGUCGCAGAGGAACCUCCCUCAAGUUCCUGUAGUCAGAGUUUUCGGCGCAACCGAGACUGGUCAGAAAGUGUGCCUACACAUUCACGGCGCAUUUCCGUACCUCUACAUCGAAUACACCGGCCCACUCGACCGCACCUCUGUCGACGAGUACAUCGCAGCCCUUCGGCUAUCCAUCGAUCAUGCCCUCGCGGUAUCAUAUAGAAGAAACAUGGCAGAUGCCAAAGCCGUCUUUGUCGCCCAUAUUAGCCUCGUCAAGGGUGUUCCAUACUUCGGCUACCAUGUCGGCUUCAAAUACUUCCUGAAGGUCUAUCUUCUCAAUCCUUCCAACAUGACCCGUCUCUCCGAUCUGCUUCACCAAGGUGCUAUCUUGAAGCAAGUCUUCCAGCCCUACGAGAGUCAUCUGCAGUUUCUUGCCCAGUGGAUGUGCGACUUCAACCUGUACGGCUGCAACUAUAUUGACACGAAUAACCCAUUCUUCCGCGAUCCAGUUCCAGAUGUGGCAGAUCUUGUCAAUCCCUACCACGAAUGGCACGACAGAUCCAUUCCAGACUCGCAACGUCUCAAUGUGGACCAAUUUCAACGCCAGAGCCAUUGUAGUGUUGAGAUCGACAUCCGUGUACAAGACAUCUUGAACAGACACGAAGUCAAGGAUAGGUCGCUACAUCACGACUUUGUCGAACGUCUGAACCAUUUGGCACCCGAGGAAAAGUUUGUGCAGUCUAUGGCUGGUCUGUGGAGGGAUGAAACAAUCAGACGGAAGAAACGCAUGGGCAUCACAGAUCCUGGCAGCAGCCCAUUUCCACCAGAAGUUCUCGUCUCCAUGUCGCAUGAUCCACGUAAUACUGAAAACGGCGGCUGGAUACACGAGGAAGAGUUUCGCAAGAUGGUAGAAGAGCUUGCCAAGGACGAGCGACACAGGAUGGGCGGAAGCGCUCCGUCAUUCGACACUUUCGUCAAGCCUCGUGAAGAAGAGUUCCCGGUACAGACUACCCUCGAAAGCAUUGAAGAGCUCUUCCACGAAAAGUGGCAAUUCGCGUCAGUUGAUACGCCCAAAAACCUGACGCAAAGACUCGCUGACGAAGGACUUGACNUCGGGGAUGCUCUUGUGAACGAGUCUAGCAUCCUGCAGCUCGCAUCGGACGACCAGUCGUAUGAGUCUGAUGAGGAACUUGCUCGCGAAAUUGCCUUGACCCAAGCCCAGAAACCCAAUCUUAAUGCUGCACCAGACGCUGGAGGUGAUGAUGAGACUCGUCCUGAUGGCGAUGACUAUGCUCAGCAAUAUCUUGAUCCCNCCGACUCUAUUUCUACAGCUUCCCUACCUCGAACCUCCCAGCCGACAAACAACGGAGAAUUGCCUGUCCCUGCACAAAUAGCACUGGCUGUCGAAGCUCAACAUGGCAAGAAGCGUCAGUUGAUUGAUGGAGAAGCAUCUGUCAAACGUCGAAAAGUGGUCGGCUUUGCGGAGAGUCCUCAAGCACCACCACCUGAUGAGGCUGGACAAUCUAGACGCAAGAACUUCAAAGUCAAGGAUUGUGUGACUACUUCUCAGACCAUGGCGGACGUUGCGGCUGAUCAGGGAAGUGAUUUGCUUCAUGAUCUUCCUCCUGCGUCUACACAACUACCGAACAGUCAAGAACAUAACAGGAGGAGAAUUUCACAGUCUUAUCCGGCUGUGAAGAAUCCUCAUGAUCCUGAUACUAUGCUGCGUCUCAGUCAGAGAGACGAUAUGCCUGGGCAAAGAAAUCCGACUACGCCUGCUAAGUCAAGCCAGCUCCAGCGUCAUGACUUUUCUUCCUCGUCUUGGACUAGAUCAAAGUACACAGCCAAUGCUACUCCAUCGAAACAGACUAUCAUCUCUCCAGCCGCGAGGAAGCUAGCAAACAACUAUUGCAAGGGGUUUGGGGAUGGCGCUAAUGGCGUUGUCGUUCUUGGUCAGACACCGCCGAAACGCGCAGAAGUCUCGGGUACAAUGAUUGAGCACGGGAUGCCACCAGUAAUCUACCAAGAUGCGUACUACAGCGAUGAACAAGACGUGCCUGAGCGUUUGAGAGAGUAUGCUGGUCAAGAGUUCAAGCUUGAGAGCAAUACUGUCCCCUUCCUGCCUGACUUUGAUCCUACUGGUAAUUCAGAUGCUUCGAGAGGAGCCAAGGUUCCAAUAGUCCUUGACAAAGCGAAAGAAGAUUUGGAACAUCAAGCUCGACGAAAAGACUGUUUCCUACAACGCUGGGAGAUUGAAGCUCGUCCCCCAUCUUUCUUAGAAGUACAGUACUGGCUUCGGGCGAAGUGUCCGACUGUCGAGGAUGUUCCUGGAGACGACGGCGAAGUUGAUCAUCCUCUGUCUCAGCAAGACUUCCUCCAGCGAACGAAACCCAUGUUGUCGCAGAUAGAAGGUCCAACUCAGAGGAACAAACAUGGCUUCAAGUUCUCUCAGAAGAAGAAGUCGACAAGUGUGCGUCAUGAAGUACAAUACAUGUCUAUUAUGAGUCUUGAGGUGCAUGUCAACUCUCGAGGUGAUCUAGCUCCUGACCCUGAGCAUGAUGAGAUCUCGUACAUCAUCUGGUCGUUGAAGGCCGACGACACUGAUCUUGUUGGUAACGCUGGACAUGAUGAUAAAUAUGUGGGAGUCAUCGUGCUGUCUACUGAAGGAGAUUUGACUGAACGUAUGCGAAAGUCAGUCGGUGUCGAUGUCGAGGAAGAGGACAACGAGCUCGAUGUUCUGAAUCGGCUGGUUGAUAUUGUUCGUGAAUAUGAUCCGGACAUUCUCACUGGUUACGAAGUACACAACUCUUCGUGGGGCUACCUGAUCGAACGUGCUCGCCUCCAGUACGAGUUCAAUCUAUGCGAAGAGCUAUCUCGUGUCAAGUCUCAAUCUCAUGGUCGCUUUGGUAAAGAUGCCGACAAGUGGGGCUUUGAGCAUACAUCGACAAUCCGUAUUACUGGCAGACACAUGAUCAACAUUUGGCGCGCUAUGCGAGGUGAACUCAACCUGUUACAAUACACCAUGGAGAAUGUCGUGUUUCAUCUUCUCCACAAACGUAUUCCUCACUACUCGUUUGCAGAUCUGACAACAUGGUACAAGAGUGCAAAGCCUCGAGAUCUAGCCAAAGCAUUGGAUUACUUCAUCACCCGUGUCCAACUUGAUUUGGAGAUUCUGGACGCCAAUGAACUUGUGCCUCGCACGUCUGAACAAGCUCGGUUACUCGGUGUUGACUUUUUCAGUGUCUUUAGUCGGGGCUCUCAGUUCAAAGUUGAGUCGCUCAUGUUCCGUAUCGCCAAGCCAGAGUCUUUCGUCCUGGUCUCGCCUAGUCGCAAACAAGUUGGUCAACAGAAUGCUCUUGAAUGUUUGCCGCUGGUCAUGGAGCCACAAAGUGCUUUCUACAAUAGCCCGCUGCUUGUACUCGACUUCCAAAGUCUGUAUCCGAGUGUUAUGAUUGCAUACAACUAUUGCUACUCCACAUGUCUUGGUCGGAUCACACCGUGGCGAGGUCAAAACAAGAUGGGCUUUACGGACUUCAAGCGUGAUCCUGGCUUGCUUGAUCUCGUCAAAGACAAGCUGAACAUUUCUCCAAACGGCAUGAUGUACGUUAAGCCAGAGAUGCGUAAAUCGCUACUCGCUAAGAUGCUAGGCGAGAUUCUGGAAACGAGAGUCAUGGUCAAGUCAGGCAUGAAAGUAGACAAAGACGACAAGACACUGCAACAACUGCUCAACAAUAGACAACUCGCCCUGAAGUUGAUUGCAAACGUGACUUACGGAUACACCUCUGCCUCUUUUUCUGGCCGCAUGCCGUGUUCCGAAAUCGCAGACUCAAUCGUCCAAACCGGCAGAGAAACUCUCGAGAAAGCCAUCGCACUCAUCCACGCAACCUCAAAAUGGGGUGCUGAAGUCGUCUACGGAGACACAGAUUCCUUAUUCGUGUACCUCAAAGGCCGCAGCAAAGACGAAGCCUUCGUCAUCGGCGACGAAAUCGCAAAGGCAAUCACAGACAUGAAUCCUCGGCCCAUCAAACUCAAGUUUGAGAAAAUAUACCAUCCCUGCGUGCUUUUGGCCAAGAAACGCUACGUGGGCUUCAAAUAUGAGCAUCCUUCUCAGACCGAACCAGACUUUGACGCCAAAGGCAUAGAGACAGUCCGCAGAGAUGGCACACCCGCCGAGCAGAAGAUCGAGGAAAAAGCACUGAAGCUACUAUUCCGCACUUCUGACCUCUCGCAAGUAAAAGCCUACUUUCAAUCUCAAUGCCACAAGAUCAUGACUGGCAAAUUCAGCAUCCAGGACUUUUGCUUUGCGAGAGAGGUCAAGUUGGGAACGUAUUCAGACAAAGGACCUGCUCCUCCCGGCGCACUCAUAGCCACCAAACGCAUGCUCAAAGACGCGCGUCAGGAACCUCAAUACGGAGAACGUGUUCCCUACGUGGUCAUCGCCGGCGGCCCUGGCGCGAGACUCUUCGAACGCUGUGUCGAGCCCGAACGUCUCCUUUUCGACGAACACGCAGAACUGGAUGCCGAGUACUAUAUCAGUAAAAACUUGAUUCCGCCACUCGAGCGCAUCUUCAACUUAGUGGGUGCAAACGUGCGCGCGUGGUACGAUGAGAUGCCUAAAGUCCAACGAGUGCGCAGUAUCGGUGCUGGAGGUGCUGCCACAAAAGGCAUCUACAAGACUAUGGAGAGCUACAUGCAAGUUUCUACUUGCGUAGUGUGCAGAAUCAAACUCUCGCAGCCGGCACCGGGAACAGUGGCAUUGCCUUUGUGUGCGAAGUGUGCGGCUACACCUUCGCUUACCCUCCUUGAUCUUCGCAACAGGUUACGCGCCGCUCACACGAAGAAAGCGGAUAUGGAUCGUGUGUGUAGGAGUUGUGCUGAUGUGCCCAAUGAUGAUGAAGUCAGAUGCGACAGUAGAGAUUGUCCGGUCUUUUACAGUAGGGUCAAAGCUAGUGCAAAGUGGGGUGUUGAGAAGGAAAGACUAGAGGGUGUUGUUGAGGCUUUGGAGAAGCUGGAGGAGAAGAGAGUGAGAGAGUUGUUCGAAUGGUGA
Messenger RNA from Aureobasidium vineae, 5121 nucleotides. The record is from the annotation of a GenBank genome assembly. NCBI's taxonomy places the organism in Eukaryota, Fungi, Ascomycota, Dothideomycetes, Dothideales, Saccotheciaceae.